Spodoptera litura is the source of this 2159-nucleotide messenger RNA. It is a transcript of the gene calypso, whose product is annotated as ubiquitin carboxyl-terminal hydrolase calypso. Lineage: Eukaryota; Metazoa; Arthropoda; Insecta; Lepidoptera; Noctuidae. Gene Ontology annotation, molecular function: cysteine-type deubiquitinase activity. Gene Ontology annotation, cellular component: cytoplasm. Gene Ontology annotation, biological process: protein deubiquitination; ubiquitin-dependent protein catabolic process. The record is from RefSeq and is a predicted model, not a curated record.
UUAAGAUUAAGUGACAAAAACAUUGUGAUUGGGAUUUCUCAAUUUGUAUAUAAAAAUCUAAAUAAUACGCUAAUUUAACUGUUUCAUCAAAAACAGUAGUUUUAAUAUAUGAAAAACAUGCCGGUGGAAAUAAAUAGUUUAAUAGAGGGAUGGCUCGAAUUGGAAAGUGAUCCGGGACUGUUUACUCUUUUGUUGGAGGACUUCGGUGUAAAAGGGGUUCAGGUAGAAGAGAUUUAUGACCUGCAUAAACCCUUAGAAAGUCCAGUUUACGGGUUUAUCUUUUUAUUUCGAUGGAUUGAAGAGAGACGUUCACGUAGGAAAUUCGUUGAACAGAUUGAAAGUUUCGUGCGCGAUGAAGAAACUAUAAACAGUAUAUUUUUUGCACAACAAAUGGUCCCGAACAGCUGUGCCACUCACGCGUUGUUGUCUAUAUUGUUGAAUUAUCCUAAUCUCCAUUUAGGCGAAACAUUGAGCAGGUUAAAGCACCAUACUCUGGGAAUGAAUCCUGAGAACAAAGGCUGGGCGAUAGGAAACACACCAGAGCUGGCUUGUGCUCACAACUCCCAUGCCAUCCCACAAGCUAGGAAGAAGGCUGAUAAGAAUGCUGGCGUCUCAACUGGACGCUUCACAGGUGAAGCAUAUCAUUUCGUAUGUUUUGUACCCAUUAAUGGACAUUUGUUUGAACUGGAUGGCCUGAAACCAUAUCCUACUGACCAUGGACCAUGGGCCGCUGAUGAAGACUGGACUGAUAAGUUUAGGAGAGUAAUGGCUGAGAGACUCGGUAGAGAUGCUGGAGAACAAGUUCAUGAUAUAAGAUUUAACUUAAUGGCUGUUGUACCUGAUAGACGCAUAGCAUUGACGCAAAAAUUAAAUGCACUAGAAAUGAACCAGAAAAGAGUUAAAGAAGCAAUUUCAAAGAUUGGUAAACAUCUGCGACAUUUGUUGUCAAAGCGCAGAGAGAUUACUGAGGAAGGAGAAUCAUUGUCAGAAGAAAGUAACGAAAACUCCCUAAAUGAGAAUAUAGUGCAGAUAAGUGAGGAGACGAUACUGACUGCUUUAGAAUCAUCUCAGUUGCAGUUGUAUGAUGUAGACUACACUCGUCCCAUCACUAUUGAGAUCGGGGCCAAUGAUCGGCCACAACAAGACAGCAGUAUUAUUCUAGUUGAUCCAGUAGAACAGGGUGCAGUUGUUAAGUUUAUCUCAAUCAACAGGGAUAAUCAAAUUGUUGGAGAUUUAUACCCCACAUCCAUAACAGCCCUAGUAAAAAGCAAUGAUGCACCGGUACUAGUCUGUUGUGAGACAGAGCCUGAUCAGCCAAUCAAACUCAGGAAGCUAUUAUUGACUCAUUCGGAGCUGAACGCUUUAAUGAGCAGCAUUGUGAAUGAGGUACAGCAAUGUCAGCAGGCACUCAAUGAUGAGAAUGAUAAAAGAGAUAUGUAUAAGGUGGACGACUGUCGUCGCACGCACAACUACGACGAGUUUAUCUGCACAUUCCUAUCAAUGUUGGCGGAACGUGGCGCUCUUGGCGAGCUAGUAGCGGCGCAGUUGGAGCGAGGACGGUCUUCGCGAGCUCGCCGUCGACGUCCUAGGCCGAGACCCCGAGCUAGACCACGACCUAGGCCACGAGCUAGGAAAUAAAACGAAAUUUCAAUACAAACCUGUUUUAGUGCAGCUAUAAGCUUUAAAACUAUCUACACGAAAGUCCUGCUUUACUAGCUACCGUUGUUUCGACGAUUUUGGAUUCUCAGGCUGUUGCCUAAAUAUAACUGUUGAGCAGUACUUUGCGCUAUUUGCUUAGCGCUUUUGGCUAAACCUAUACUCGUUUAUGAAGUAAACAGUAGGUUAGAGAUUGUAUUCUCAUAAAACAUGUAAAUAGACAAAAAAUAAUAAAAUAACUUGGUGUGUAAUACUCAAAAGUGAUUCCGUAUAAAUCGUAUCUUGAGUGGAUAAAACUAUUUCAUAAAUGUAUAGGGCUAACAAGCAGCAUAUUGAAUAAAUAACUCCAAUGUCUACAAAUAUGUUAUGUAGACUUGUUAAGUACUAUUCAUAAGUACAAUCGUUUACAAUAUGGUAUUUAUUUACAGCUUACCAUACCUGCCCUCUUGUCAAAGUAGCUAGACUACUUGUAUCACUUGUAUCAAAUGUGUCAUUAUAAUCUU